Molecule: messenger RNA, 2428 nt
Organism: Sitodiplosis mosellana (orange wheat blossom midge)
Lineage: Eukaryota; Metazoa; Arthropoda; Insecta; Diptera; Cecidomyiidae
Gene: Tbce
Product: tubulin-specific chaperone E
Exons: 7
Coding region: 710-2314 (534 amino acids)
Biological process (GO): protein folding
Molecular function (GO): alpha-tubulin binding
Source: RefSeq, a predicted model, not a curated record
AAUUGGUACGACGUAGCCAUAACCAAAAAAUUCAUUUGUAUUGGUUUUGGUCGAGACAAGCGAUGACAAAGUUCAUAUUUUUGUGAAUCCAAAUGUAACAAGUUACACUUAGGACGCACGACAACAAAAAAGCGAGACAGAAUCGUCGUCGCUAACAAACAAAUUGGUGUGCUUUACAUGUGUAUGCUCUGUGUGUGGUUUUCUUCUUCUCUUUAUCCUAGUGCAGAAGUGAUUCCAUCCAAGUUUGUGUGGAAUCGAAGCAAAGUGGACGCAAGAGAAAUAAAGGAUUACUUGCUUUGCGAUUUGACAAGUAAAAAAAUUCAACGCGCAAAACACCAAAACACGUCUGCCCUUCGUUCAUUCAAUCCUAUUCGUUUUUUUUUAUUUUGCCGUGGGAGCUUGAUUUUUUACAUCGAGUUCCAAUUUUGGAAUGUGAAAAUACUUUGUGAUUCUGCAGACAUUUGUUUCGAGAUCGACAUUUGAAACUCGGAUUUUAAUCAAAUAAAUCAGUAAAACGGAAAAACAAAAUUGAUCGAUGUCACUAAUUUUAGAAAACAACAAAUCACAUCGAAAUUCUGGAAAUCUAGUGUGCUGAAUAUUUUUUACAUCGUCCAUCGAUUGAUCAAAGUUGAAGCCACAAUUCUCAACCGUGAGACGGAAGAAACAAUUCCGCAGAGAUUAAAUACAACAAUCAUAGGAUUCUUUGAGCAUGGUAGGCCGUUGUUCUCAUUGCUGUAACCUCAUGAGUAACCGAGUCGACAUAAGUGAUUUGGAAGUUGGAGCACGCAUCCGAUAUGGCGACAAUGACCUGGCCACCAUCAAAUACAUAGGAGAGGUCGACGGUCACACAGGCUUAUAUAUUGGUGUUGAAUGGGAUAAUCCGGAGCGUGGAAAGCAUAACGGGACUGUUGAUGGCGUUAAGUACUUCGAAACUAGUUAUCCAACAUCUGGGUCAAUGAUACGACCUGGAAAAAUUGCUGAAUUUGAAAAUAUGCGUACAGCUAUCGAAUGCCGAUAUAUGUUCGAUGCGAUUUUGGAUAACGAAUUGCUGAAAGCCACCCAACGACAAAUCAAAGCAUCUCUUUUCGAAUUUGUUAGCGACAAUCGAACACAAGACAAAGAAAGUCACCGCAAGGAAUUGACAACAGUUUCGCUUCCAAAUUCGAAUAUCAAUAGUGCAGGUGAUUUAUCAACAUUUGCUAAUUUGCUUGUACUCGAUUUGACUGCAUCUCUCAUACCAACAUGGAAUGUACUAGCUGAUAUUGUGAAGCAAUUGCCAAAACUAGAGCAUUUAGAUCUAACGCGAAAUCGUUUGCGGCUACCAACAGAGGAAGAAAUUUUUGAACUUGAAAAGUACUUUCGCCAUUUGAAGAAUAUAAAUUUGCGGCGGUGUAACUUGCGACAAUGGUCAAAUGUAAUGCAUAUCGCUCGAUUGUGGCCGGAUAUCGAACAAAUUUCAAUUGCAGAGAACUCAAUCAGUUUUUUGCAACCACCAGACACAACAAAAAUCUUUCGCAAUCUGAAAUUUCUCGAUAUAAAAGGAAAUCCGUUGAAUUAUUUCAGUGAAGUCCUUAAACUAGGCAACAUCAAAACACUGCAAACGCUUUAUUGCAUUGCUACGCAUAUUGAGACGAUCCAGCUACCAGAAUGUGAUUGGAAUGAAUAUUUGGACAUUUUCCCAAGCCUUGAAGAGUUGAACCUAAACGAUAACCACUUGAUCAAUCAAGCAAUGAUAUUUAACGAAUUAGAUAAACUCAAAGCUCUUUCGAAUCUAUCAAUUACCAUAAGCGAUAAUAUUGGUUAUGAGGAAACGUUCACCUGUGCAAUCGGUCACAUCGCCAAUCUCACGGUUUUGAAUAAGAAACAAAUAAAUGGAACGGAACGACGAGGCGCCGAAUAUGAUAUUUGGAAGCGAUACAGCGUCGAUUGGGUUAAGAGUAAGGAAAACAAUGAAUUACGCACGAACUUACUGAGACGAUGCCGAGUUUAUUCAAAACUAAUCGAAAAGUAUGGGCAACCAGACGAUAUCGUUUCCACCGUACCAAAAGUCUCUAAAUUUGUCACACUAAAAUUAAUUAAUGGCAAUACACACCAAGCAACAAUAAAACGAAUCUCACGAAAUAUAACUGUUUUGACGCUCCAACAGUUAGUUGCAAAAUUAUUGGGUGACCAAAAGUCCAAUCUUAAGGGAACCGCAGUUUUGAAAUACGUUGACAAUGAGAAUAAUAUUGUUGUCGAUAUGGAUAGUCUCAAUAAAACGCUCGAUUAUUAUUCGAUUCAGGACGGAAACAGUGUGAUUGCCGAAUGGAAAUAAAACAAACGAAACGCAACAAAUGGCUAUAUUCCGACACUUGUAUUUUUGUGAUGUAUUUAAAUUCUUCAAUAAAAUAUUCGAAACGUUCAGUUAAUUUAAAAUUGUUCAAAUCUA